CAUUUAUUAAACGUUUGAAGAAUAGGAACUUUUUUAAAUACAGGUCAAUUAAUUAUAAAAAAAUGAAUUUUAUUGUUUUGAUGGCUUUUCCUAUAUUUGUUUCCGUAUUUGACGCAUUAGCUUAUAGUAAUAUUGAAACAAUUAUUAAUGAAUUAACUGAAUUAAACCUUCAUAAAGCAAAAGAAAAUCUACAUGAAUGUUUUAUUAAAAAUAAUAUAAACGUACCAAUAAAGGAUGAGGUUCAUCAUAAAACGUUCGUAUUAGAAUUUGAUAGAUUUUUAAAUCAAAUCAGAAUAGAUUUAGUCAAAAAAACAAUUAAUCCAGAGGAUGUGCCUUCCAAAAUGUUUGAAAAAGUUUAUAAGACUUCUGAUUAUAAUCAAGAAAUGUAUGUGUGCUCUGCUGUUUUCAUAAGAAAUUUAUGUUUUGUAGAUGAUUUUGAGAUGAGCUCAGAGGAGAUGGAAAAUCGAUUUAAAAAACAUAUCUCUAAAGCAAAAACAUUUUUGCAUGAUUGUUUUAACAAUUAUGAUGUAUGUCAAACAGUUAUUGACAAAGAAAACUUGUUUAAAAAUGGAUUUUGGACCGUUAUACAAAAUUCACUACCAUCUUUAAUCUACAAAACAAAAUAUCCUAUGUUAAUGACUGAAGAUAUUUUGAACUAUUUUGAUAUAAAAUCAGAUCAGAAUAGACGAUUUCCUAAAGGCACAGACUAUAUAAGAUUUUGUUCAGCAGCUUUUUAUGUGAGCUUGUUUGGUGACGAUUUACAGACUAUAUCUCGCAAUGGUUCAAUACUUAACGAGAAAAUGCUUAAUUGUUGCACUAUUUCCUAAACUUUCAAACUAAGUUCCGACAUAAUAUAUAAAAAUAAAAAGAAACUUUAAUUUAAUUGCUUAUACAUUUUAUUUUGUUACAAAAUAAUUGAUUAUGAAUCAAUAGUUGGUUCAUAAUAAAAAAAUAGUUAAAUAAUUUAUUACAUUACUAAGUAUUUUUUUUUGUUUAUUUUUAAAAAUUGAAUAAUAUUGCAUGUUAUGUCCGGAAUAACAUAUCGUUCGUAUGAUUGAAAGUUAUCUUCAUAGUACUUUUCUUGUGUGUUUUACCAGUCAAUAUGUAACGCAAUGAUAUCACAAUUUUUAAAAUAUAAUAAACUUUCAUCAUUUGUUUUUGA
Messenger RNA from Daktulosphaira vitifoliae (grape phylloxera), 1162 nucleotides. RefSeq lists its product as uncharacterized. The record is from RefSeq and is a predicted model, not a curated record. The transcript has 7 exons. The coding region runs from base 63 to 827 and encodes 254 amino acids. Lineage: Eukaryota; Metazoa; Arthropoda; Insecta; Hemiptera; Phylloxeridae.